AUGAAUGAGGUAAGGGAUACCCUAAAAGUCAUAGAAGACAACUACAAGCUCUUCCUGCAGCAGCAGUUCACGUUUAUUGGAGCUCUGCAGCACACCAGAGAGAAUGCACACGACAUGAUCAGACCCGUGGCGAGCAUCAGUCAGGUACAGUCCUACAUGGACCACCACUGUAACAACUUAACGGACAGGCGUAUCCUCACCAUGUUCCUAAACAUCUGUAAUGACCUGAGCAAUCUCUGCCACAAGCUGGAAACCAUGCAUCGUGGUAACAGCACAACCAAUGAAAUUUUGGAAAGAUGCAAGCUGCUCCUUAACCACAGCAAUGAUCUGAGCACCAUCAGAGCCAAAUAUCCUCACGAUGUUGUGAAUCACCUGAGCUGCGACGAAGCAAAGAAUCACUUUGGAGGUGUGGUGAGCCUCAUCCCCAUCGUCCUAGAUGGUGUGAAGGAGUGGCUGUCCCACAUUGAGAAGCUGCCACGGCACAUGGUGUGUAACGUGAGUGAUACAAGUGCUGAGAAGAGGGCACCCCAGGAUGCAGCAUCUAGGGCAGCCAUUUCCCCCCAAACACCUUCCGUCCAUCCUGAAGCUCAGACCUCAGUUAGUAACAAAGAUUGUGUACAAGUGCAGGGGAAUAAGCGUGUCAGAAAGAAGCACAUGACUGACAAUCACUGUGGGAAACUUAAAGGCCCCUGGAAACCACCUGGCAGACAUGCCUUUUAA
Molecule: messenger RNA, 720 nt
Organism: Centrocercus urophasianus (Greater sage-grouse)
Lineage: Eukaryota; Metazoa; Chordata; Aves; Galliformes; Phasianidae
Gene: SPACA9
Product: sperm acrosome associated 9
Exons: 3
Coding region: 1-720 (239 amino acids)
Cellular component (GO): acrosomal vesicle; ciliary base; sperm flagellum
Source: RefSeq, a predicted model, not a curated record